CCGAAACCGAUGGGAUUUUCUUCUUAAGAUGAUGGCUGUCUUGUGGAAUAUGGGACUUUUCUCUGCCUGCUUGAAGAAACAUUCUUGUGGCUGGAGCUGUCUACUUGGUCAGUAUGGAAGGCGGGUGCUGGUCCAUGGCAGAAACCUCUCCAGUCACGCAGGAACAUGGGAAAAAGAAUAUAGAACAGAGACGAGAAAACGCGUUGAGAAACACUGGCACUCUCGACUAAAGGAGCAAUUCCCCGUGAUUUCUGAAAUGGGCAAGUCAAAGCCAAAAUGUUACGUCCUUUCCAUGUUCCCGUACCCUUCUGGGAAGCUUCACAUGGGACAUGUGCGAGUGUACACCAUAAGUGACACAAUGGCCCAUUUCCAACGAAUGCGUGGAUUUCAGGUUCUGCACCCAAUGGGGUGGGAUGCAUUUGGUUUGCCUGCAGAAAAUGCUGCAAUUGAGCGAGGCCUGGAUCCUGAAGAGUGGACGAGAAGUAAUAUUGCACACAUGAAAGAGCAGCUUCAGAACCUUGGCCUAUGUUUUGACUGGCAGAAGGAGGUGGCCACCUGUCAUCCUGACUAUUACAAAUGGACCCAGUCCUUGUUUCUCAAACUGCAUGCAGCUGGCUUGGCUUACCAAAAGGAAGGACUGGUGAACUGGGAUCCAGUGGAUCAGACGGUGUUAGCAGAUGAGCAAGUGGAUGAGAAUGGCUGCUCUUGGCGUUCUGGGGCUAAAGUUGAGCAGAGGUACCUCAAGCAGUGGUUCAUUAAGACGACAAACUAUGCAAAGUCCUUGCUGGAUGCACUGGAAGACCUUCCUGAUUGGUAUGGUGUCAAAGAAAUGCAAGCAAACUGGAUUGGGUCUUGCACUGGAUGCUACUUUGACUUUGAGUUGAAGGUAAAUGGGCAACAAGUUGGUGAAAGGCUCCCUGCUUACGCUGCCAGCCCGGAUGCAGUUUAUGGUGCAUCUCAUCUCUCUAUCCUGCCUAACCACAGACUGUUAGACACUGAUAGUCACCUGAGAGACAUUCUUCAACAGUGUCUUGUACCUAACACAGACUGCCAGACUCCAGUGACGGGGGUGAACCUUUUAAAUGGUCAGGAGAUUCCUGUCGUAAUUUCAGCCAAGACAGAGUUUGAGGGUUAUUUAGAUACGGUCAUAGGUAUUCCCAGCCUUAGCCAGGAGGAUGCAGCAGUCGCAAAAAGGCUGGGUCUGAAAUGGCGAGAUGUAUUUGAAACCCUUCCCGAUGGCACCGAGCGUUUGCAAAAUUGUGAUGAGUUCACAGGACUUGAUAGACAAUCUGCAACUCAGGCCAUUUUGAAACGUGCGAGAGACCUUGGAAUCGGUGGCUACCUCACCAGCCCGAAGAUGCGUGACUGGUUGAUAUCCCGGCAGCGUUACUGGGGCACCCCUAUUCCCAUCGUCCAUUGCCAAUCCUGCGGACCCGUUCCUGUCCCUCAUGAGGAUCUGCCUGUGCUUUUACCUAAGAUUAAGUUGUUUGCGGCUAAAGGGCUCUCCCCUCUAACCACAGCCGCUGAGUGGUUCAACUGUACUUGUCCUCAAUGUAAAGGCCCUGCCCAGAGAGAGACUGACACCAUGGAUACAUUUGUGGAUUCAGCUUGGUAUUACUACAGAUACACUGACUCUCAUAAUAAAGAAAAGCCCUUCGACAAGGCAGCAGCUGAUUUCUGGAUGCCUGUAGAUCUGUACAUCGGAGGCAAGGAACACGCCGUCAUGCAUCUGUACUACGCAAGGUUUAUUAGUCAUUUCUGCAAUGAUCAAAACAUGGUCAAAUACAGGGAACCUUUUCACAAACUCCUUGUGCAAGGGCUCAUCAAGGGGAAAACUUUUCGUUUACCAUCAAGUGGCCGAUAUGUAAAGAAAGAGGAAAUAAAUUUUGAUGGUCCUGACCCUCUCCAUGCUGGCACUUCUGAAAAAUUGCAGAUCACCUGGGAAAAAAUGAGCAAGUCCAAACACAAUGGCGUCGACCCAGCAGAAAUGAUCCAGAAGUAUGGGAUUGACACUGUACGCCUGUACAUCCUGUAUGCAGCCCCUCCUCAACAGGAUAUUCUGUGGGACGUGAAAACGGAUACCAUUCCCGGAGUACUGAGGUGGCAAGUCCGACUGUGGGCUCUGGUAACAAAGCUGAUCGCCGCUCGCAGUGCAGGAGUGACCCCUAGUUCUGACCUGCUGAACAAAAACGAGAAAGACGAAGCCAAGAAAAUAUGGCAGUUCAAAAACUACACCGUGUCACAGGUAACUGCUUACAUGACAGAGGAUUUCCUGCUGAAUGCUGCAAUCGCCCGGCUAAUGGGCCUCACAAAUGUUUUAUCACAGUCUAGAACCCAGCUGGACAAUAACCUAUGCCCUUCUUUGGGCCAGAUUUCAAUGUCAAUCGUUAUGUCUGGUAGACUGGGACUUGGAAGGUAAGAUUCCAACAAGCAAAAGACACUGUCACGAAUGGUUUUGACACAUACAAAAGACAGAUGUUAGCCUGCAGAGUGAAAAGAAAUCCUGUCCAACCAACAAAGUUGAGAAGAUGAUAAAAUAAAAUUUCUCGACACCAACUGUAUUCACUGCCCCGGCAAGUUGGAUAAGUACAACCCUGGUGGUAUCUGUGGAGGAGUAGGGACAGUCUCAACCACAUUUACAGCAGCAUUCAAGGCAGUUGUAUUUUGAUUCUUCUAUUUCUUGCAAUGUUGCCUAAAAGGGAGGAGGAGUAGAAAAUACAAAAUUCAGCUCAGCAGCGCUUUCUCUUGCUGAGUGGGGAAUGACCCAGCUCAUGUCCCACGAGUGAAUAAAAGAAAAUUCAAAAUGACCUCAUUUUCUUCUUUCUUAAGCAAGCCAAGUUGAGUUUUGAAAACUAACACCAGCCUUUGAAGGUAACUGAUUAAAGUAGAUAGGCAACAAGUUAAUAGUGCGAGCCAUUUAUAGUGGCCCAUUAUCAUUUGUUCCUCAUUCCAUCCGGUAGAUGGAGCAUUGAAGGCAAAGGAAGCAAGGCAGUGACCAGGAUACAGAGUUGACCGAGGACUAGGAUUAAAUUAUUCAACCAGUUUGCACUGUUUGCAGUUGGAUCAUGAAAGAUUUCUCUCUCAACUCCACUUGCACACCUUAUUUCUUUGCUUGCUAACUCAAUAAAAUUGAUUUUGGUCCAGAAGAUUUAAUCUGACUCUCCCUUUCUUCUCAUCACUGGCAGCCUGCGUCACUUAUCCCUAAUUGCCCUUGAGCAGGUGGGUUGUGAACUGCCUUGAACCGUUGCAGUUCAUGUGAUACCAAGGCACCCACAGUCUGGUAGGAACAAGGAUUAUAAACCAGUGACAGUCCCCUUUUUUUUGUUGUGGCAGGGAGAUGGUGAGAAAGAGAUUCCAGAAUUUCCACAAUCCUUGAUGUGGGAAAGUAAGUGCUCCUGGUUUUUUACUUCUGUCAGGGUGAUUGGAUAUCUUUUAAAAGAGGUAGAGGCAGUGAUCACAGUGUGAAGAUGGGAAGAGUUGCAAGCGCUGUUCUAAGUUGGUGGCCUGGUGUGUUAGGGGGUGUUGCCAUUUCCCACAUGAAAUACAUCUCAAGGGCUCCCGCCCAAAGGAAGAACUGCAGGAGAAUAUAAACAUAAGUAUGUAGAAAUAAAAAUAAUCUUUUUUUAUUCUGCAUAUUAAUGUUACAGACAUAUACCUCUUUCAACAGUGGAAUGUUAAGAGCAGAUAACAGCAGUUAUUGUAAGACUUGUAAGGCUAUUGAUGAAACUGUAAAUUUUAUUCAUCCUGCAAUUCAAUUAUCAUAGUUUAUUUCACUUCACAAUCACAAUCUCUGCAUUUUUGUUUGAUAUGGAGUCAUAGAAUUUUGUAGUACAGAAGGAGGUAAUUUGAUCCAUCAUAUAAGAACUAUCCAGCUAGUCCCAUUUUCCAGCCCUAUCUCUGUAAUCUUCUAAAUUUAUCACUUUCAAAUACAUCCAGCUCACCUUUGAAACCUUCGAUGGAAUCCACCUCUGCCACUCUCCCACGCAGCACAAUCCAAUUCCUUACAACACUGAGUAAAGAAAUUUCUCCACAUCACACUGUAAGCUCUCUUGCUGACAAUCUUGAAAUUGUGAGUCCUAGUUACUGAUAUACCAAUGAGCAGAAACAGAAAUCCUUCUUUACCCUGUCAAAAUUGUUAAUAAUUUUGAAUACUUCAAUAAGGUCACUUCUUAAUCUUUGCCUCAAGGAGAAUCAGCCCAAUCUCUCUAAUCUUUCCUUGUAUCUAAAAUCCCUCGUUCCUGGUAUCAUUCUAGUAAAUCUCCUUUGAACACUGUCCAGACCUUUAACAUUCUUCCUCAAUUAAGGUGCCUAGAGCUGGACGCAGUACUCCAAAUGUGGUCUGACUGAUACUUUGGAGAGGUACAGUAUCACAUACUCACUUUUAUACACUAUGCCUCUAUUUAUAAAUCAAAGGCUCCUAUAAACCUUCUUAACUGUUUCAACUUGCAUGGCCACCUUCAGAGAAUCAUGUACGUGGACUUCAAGGUCUCUCCGCUCCUAUAUUUCCCUCAAAGUUGGACCAUUGAUUCUGUAUUAUCUCUCUAUGUUUCUUCUAUCAAAAUGCAUGACCUCACAUUUCUCUCCAUUGAAAUGCAUCUGCCAGGAGUCUGCACAUUUGGCCAACUAGUCAAUAUCCCUUUGAAGUCACUCAGUGUCAUCCUCAUAGUUCCCCAUUCUCCCUAGCUUAGUAUCAGCUGAAAAUUUGGAGAUUUUGCCCUCAACAGCCAUCUCCCACGCAUUUGAAUAAAUCAGAAAAAGCACGGAUCCUAACAUGGAUCCCUGGGGAACACCGCCUUCAACUUGUCUACUGCAUGAGAAAUGCCCGUCUGUACCUACCAUCUGUUUCCUAUCUUUUAACCAGCUUCUAAUCCAUGCUCCCAAGGACCCAUCAAUCUAAAACAUUUCUAAUUUGCUAACCAACCUGCCAUGUGGCACCCAAUACUUUCUGAAAGUCCAAAUACACAACAACCACAGAGCCACCCUCAUUCACUUGCUUGUCAAAGAAGCCAGUUAAACUUGUCAGACGUGCCUUAUCAUUGGCAAAGCCACUUGACUGUCUAGGACUAAUUUAUUUUUCUGCCAGCAUACAUUUACCUUAUCCCAUAUUAGGGCCCCCAUUAGGUGUCCCACUAUUGAUGUCAAGCUGACAGGUCUGUAGUUAUCAUUCGUCUUUUUCCAUUUGGCCACUGGAGGGGCUGCUUGGUCCCUUUGCAAUUUCCGUUUGUAUUUGUCUUUAUUUUGAUUGAAGUCCAUUUGCAGCCUAAUUGAAGGAACGAAUCACAGAAAUGCUCAGUGUUAAUCAGAGCACAAUAGAGGAUGGUUGCUGAAGAAACUAUUUUGAAACUCAAAGUGGAAACUUGCUCAAUUGUUUCUUAAAGAUCCAGUUGCUUGACUGCUUUCUCUGCACCUCAUGACCCAUUCCUUAAAUCUCCUCCUAGACUUUAAAAGGUUUUUUGAGGUUUGUUGUGAAAAUGCUCAGUAACACUGGAUGAUAACAAGAGUUGAGAAGCUGUGAAAAAAGAAAUUCCCUUAAGUAGUUGCCUGAGCAAUUAAUUGCAACAUGAACACUGUUCCCAAUAAUGAGAAAACGUUUGGCAUCUUUUGAACUCUAUCCUUUCUCACUCUCUUUUCCACGUGGAUUGAAUAAACAAAUCUGUGGAAACAGUUAACUCAUUCUGAGGAUCCAAUCCUCUGAAAAUAGCUUGUGUCUGAUGAGUAAAAACAGAUUUGUUUCAGCAACAGUUAAAGCACCCCACUUGGUCAUCUCUGAAGUAUGAGGUAUUCUGGCCUGAAUGUAACACUGAAGCUGUAGCUAAUCGGCAACUCAUGUCUCUAUAUAAGAAGCCUCCAACUGAUGCCAUCUUUAACUGAAAGCAGUUAGUCUUAACCCUCCUCGAUAUGUUUCUUUCAGUUUGUUCAGCUGGUUUCUAUUAAAAGCAGUUCCCUAAAGAAUGCAGUUUGUACAGCCCUUCCCCAAGGCAUGAAGGUUAUUCCAAAUCUCUCAACUUUUCUACGUUCCAGCUGUUAGGAAUGUUCUCAUGAUCCUACUAGAAAUAUUUCAGAUUUAAUUUUAAGGUCAAGAAACAUUUUGUGUGUGUGUGUGUGGUAUUACUGUAGCCUAACAUUAGGUACUUCUUUGUUUGUGUGAGACUUUGGAAUGCUGUCACAUUAUGGAAUGAGGGGUGAAGUUUUUUAGUUGUGGCUUUGUUCAUCUCAAGAUUUCCUCUAAUCCAACCAAUUGACUGCAAAAUUCUCCUUACUCCAUGAUCUCGCCCUGAUCUACAGUUCUGGUCUCCUGUCUCAGAUCCUCUCAUCCAUCAUAGCUGUGCUGAUUUCAGUCCUCCUUUUUGUUCUUUAUGUCACAUUAGCAAUUGCAGUUUAACCCACUAUUCUCUCUUUCAAAUUUCUCUUCCAAGAAGGUUGGAUUUCACUGGCUGGGCAGAAAUUAUUGUCCUGGAGAAGGUGGUGUUGAGUUCUUUCUGAACUGUUGCGGCCCUAGGGACACACUCAGUGCAACUCAGGAAGGAAUUCCAGGAUUUAGGCCCAGUGACAAUGAAGGAACAGUGAUACAGUUCGACAUCAAGAUGGUGCAUGGCUUGGAGAGAAUGCGCAGGCAGCGUUGUUGCUGUGUGCCACUGACAUUGGAGGUGGCAGGUUUUGAAGGUUCAGUCAAAGCCUUGACAAGUUGCUGCGGUGCAUCUUCUGAUCGGUUAAAAUCAUGCCACUGUGCUGAAGUGGGAUAUAAGAUGUUGUAAAUGGACAUGUGCCAUUCAGCCCCUGGAGCCUGCUCCACCAUCCAGUAAAAUCUUAGCUGGUCUGAUUAUAGCUUUUAACUGUCUGUUCCCUAUAGCCCUUUGUACUUCAAAAAUGUGUCCGUGUUGAGUAUAUUAAAUGGCCCAGCCUCUGCUGCUCUCUGGAAUAGUUUGCUUCAAAACUAAAUGAUUCUGUGAAAGAAGAAAUUCCUCCUCAUCUCCCAUUUAAGACUGUGCCUCCUGGAUUUAGACGUGCGCCCCGUCAGAAUCUUAUGUUGCAAUAAGUUCAUCCCUCAUUCUUUCAGAAUCCAAUGAGAGGAGUCCCAACCUAUUACACUGUUCCUCAAAGAUAGCACUUUCAUCCCAGAUAUCUGCCUGCUUCGAAUGCCAGUAUAUCCCUCCUUACAUCUGGAGAUCAAACUGACCUCGAGUCUUUCCAAUAUCCUGUAGGGACACAGUAGCAGCAUUCAAGAAGCACUGGACAAACAAAUUCUUAGGAAGGAACAGAGGGAUAUGGAUUCUGCAAGCAAAGACAAUUUUAGCAUGGAAGGACAAAAUAUGGUGGCGCAGACUAGGAGGACUGAACGGGCCUGUACUUGUGCUAUAUUGUGCUUUGUUCUUUGUUUGAAGCGCUGCUAACUGCCCUCCUUUUA
Messenger RNA from Chiloscyllium plagiosum (whitespotted bambooshark), 7405 nucleotides. The record is from RefSeq and is a predicted model, not a curated record. NCBI's taxonomy places the organism in Eukaryota, Metazoa, Chordata, Chondrichthyes, Orectolobiformes, Hemiscylliidae.